AUGAGUAUUUGCUCGUGUUUGUAUGCUGUAACUCGCAACUGUUCUGUCCUUCUCCCUAUGUCUCUCUCUCUCUCUCUCUCUCUCUCUCUCUCUCUCUCUCUCUCUCUUUGUUCUUUCUCUUUAGUCUAUCAACUUGCUUCAACUUUCUCUCUCUCUCUCUCUCUCCCUCCGUCCUUCCAAUCUGUCCCCGCUGACCUGUCGCCACGUGGCGCUGAGCCAGACCUACAGACUCAGGAUGUGCAAGGAUUAUUGGCCAAAACUUCACGCGUUUUUAAAGCCUCCUUCCAGUCGCGAUCUUCUUCUUCUUCUUUUUCCCCUUCUUCUUCUUCUUCUUCUUCUUCUUCUUCUUCUUUUCCUCCUUCUUCUUCUUCUUCUAGUUGCGAUCUUUACAGUUUUUCUCUCUUUUUCUUUCUUUCUUUUUAUCUUCCCCUCUCUUAUAUCUUUCUUUCUAUCAUUCUUUACUUCUCUUCUCUCUUUCUAUGCAACAUUCUUCCUUUAUUUCUUUUCAUUUUCACAUCUCUUCUAUAUUUCUCUCCUUCUUUGCUUUUUAAUCUUUCUUCACAAUUUUCUGUUCUUUCUCACUUUCCGUCUUUCGAAUUUUAUAUUUUUCUUUCUUUCUUUCUUUCUUUCUUUCUUUCUUUACGCAUUUCUUUUGUUCUACUUCUUUUUUAUUUCUACGUUUAUUUCUCAUUCUUUCUUUGUUUACUCAUUUAUUUAUUUUACGUCUUUUUCUCUUUAAAUCUUUCCAAAUUUAUCUCUCUUCUUUCUUUCUUCCUAUCUUUCUUUCUUUACUCAUUUAUUUUACGUCUUUUUCUCUCUUUCCAAAUUUAUUGGCCUUGUGCCACAAUUAUUUAUUUAUUUAUUGUACUUCUUUUUUUUUCUCUUUACUUCUUUCCAAAUGUAUCUCUCUCCUUCCUUCCUUCCUUCCUUCCUUUCUUUCUUUCUUUCUUUCUUUCUUUCUUUCUUUCUUGCUUGCCUGCAUUCUUCCCAUUAAUCCUUUUUACUUCUCUCCUUUCUUUCUUUCUUUCUUUCUUUCUUUCUUUAUUUCAUUCUUUGCUCUCCCUAUUUUUCCACAUAUUCCGUUCUCUACCGUUCUUCUUUCUUUUUAAUAUAUUUAUUGUUAUACCUUCGUCGCGACUUCAUCUUCUUUUUUUGUUCCCAUUUUUACCUCUUUUUCUCCUUUACAUAUUUUCAUUAUUAUCUCUUCUUUCCUCUCAUUUUAUCAUCUAUCUCUCUUCCUUUUUUUUCUCAUCCUUUCCUUUUUAUCUUUUUAUCUUCUUUUUUCGAACUUCUUACCUCUCCCUCUCUAUCUUUCCUCCUCUAUUUCAUUUUUACCUACACUUGUUUCUCCGUUUUAUCGUUAUUUUUCACUGUUUAUCUCAACCGUUGCCUGCCCAGCUGAAUGAUUAUCGCGCUUAA
Messenger RNA from Acanthosepion pharaonis, 1419 nucleotides. The record is from the annotation of a GenBank genome assembly. NCBI's taxonomy places the organism in Eukaryota, Metazoa, Mollusca, Cephalopoda, Sepiida, Sepiidae.